AUGUCGUCGCCAAUGGGCCUUUCAUCCUCCGCCCCCGACUUACCUCAAGAAAUUCAAGAUCUCUGCAUUGAUGAACUCGCUUUCGACAAGGAUUUCAGGUCUCUCGCCGAAUCUCUUCGAUCCUGCCUUCUUGUUUCUCGAUCCUUUUAUCAACGUUCCCGACGUCAUCUAUGGUCAUCUGUCGACCUGGAACUCAAAGACGACGAGCGAUCCCGCCAAAAAGUGUCAAAACUGCUGGACCUCAUGGAUUAUGUGCCACCAGCAUACCCUCCUACUUUCACCGUCAUCGGAGCAUUCGUACUCGACACCGAUUCUCCGUCGCCUCUGGCCGCUGAGAGGGAAAGGAUAUUGGGCCAUCCCGCAUUGGCGAAAGCUCUCGUCAAGCUUCAUGAAUCGCCUCAUGGCCCAAGCUACUUUCGAUUUGCAGCUGGAGUGGACUGGAACAGCCUCUCGGAGGACCUGCAGACAUCAUUGCGCGUCGCUUUUCGUUCUCCCAAGUUAAUCCACCUCUGCCUCGAAGGUCUUCUGUUUCUCCCCAUUACAGUACUCGAUGGAUGUGUUAUGAAGAGCCUUGAAACCUACGGGUGUGGCCCUACGCUCUUCGAUCACGCAGCACCCGUCCGUCCCUCAAGCAACCCCAAGGAGUUCAUGGUCUCACCUCCACAGCUAAACACCAUGUGGACAGAUCAGACAUUCAUUCUACCAACUUCGAAAUCGAUGUCGCAUGCCUUCAAAUACCAGCAGUCGGACAAGCCUCCCCCAUCUCCCCUAGCGAGCCUUAAGAAUCUGCUUGUGUCUAUCAGAUCUCUUUCAUAUAGCAUCAUGGUACGAGACCUGCUCGAAGACGCAUCUCAUUCUCUCGAUUACCUGAAGCUGGAUUUCGACCCGCGUGUACCUAUUACUCCUUACGCUCCAGCAUUGGUACUUCUACACAAUCUGACGCAUCUCGCCAUCGAGCUUAUUCCAAUGAAGGACCCGAUAUCCUUGACCCCUUUCGUGGAGAUGCUGAAGCUAUCACUUCCCGACACGCUGCGCGAAAUGGAGCUGGGUAUCGCCUUCACCACAUCACGACCGUUCCAAGAUCGCCUCUCCUCGGAGAAGGAAGCAUGGAAGGGAAUCGAUUCUGUCCUUUCCCAAGAACGCUAUAAAGGUCUUCGAGAAUUUGAAGUCAGCCUCUUUGCUUAUCUCAGUCCCACGGACGUGGAGAGCGUCGACAAAGAGGGAUUUGAAGCAGAGGUCUACCCUCUUUUCGCGUCAGAGCUAUUGCCGACGCUCUUCAGCUCUAAAUACCUGAAGGCAAGCCUCUCUGCGCAAAUAGGCCAAGCCUGGUAA
Cyclocybe aegerita is the source of this 1332-nucleotide messenger RNA. The record is from the annotation of a GenBank genome assembly. NCBI's taxonomy places the organism in Eukaryota, Fungi, Basidiomycota, Agaricomycetes, Agaricales, Hemipholiotaceae.